Molecule: messenger RNA, 2470 nt
Organism: Scophthalmus maximus (turbot)
Lineage: Eukaryota; Metazoa; Chordata; Actinopteri; Pleuronectiformes; Scophthalmidae
Gene: bokb
Product: BCL2 family apoptosis regulator BOK b
Exons: 5
Coding region: 898-1539 (213 amino acids)
Biological process (GO): extrinsic apoptotic signaling pathway in absence of ligand; intrinsic apoptotic signaling pathway in response to DNA damage; regulation of apoptotic process
Cellular component (GO): mitochondrial outer membrane
Molecular function (GO): protein heterodimerization activity; protein homodimerization activity
Source: RefSeq, a predicted model, not a curated record
UGCACGGGAUUAACAGCGCGACACUUUUGGCCCGAGCAGGAACACUUAUAUAAACGUUGGCAGGAGACCAGCCGCAGGUCGACACACCUGCACCUGUAAGACACCCGUGUGGGAUGACUCGCUCGUGACGCGUGUGUGGGACGUUUGAAGACGUGCGAUCGCCGACUCGAGUGCGUUCAGGGCUUUUACGCGCAAGAGUGGAAACAAAUGAACGGCCAGAGCGAGAGAGAUUCACCCCGUCACCUGCUCGGGUUUUUGUGAAUGACGGUCUAGAGGCAGUCGAUUUGUGUCCCUCUGUCCGCCGGGGUGAGGUUUGCCUUGUGCAGUGGCUGCGAGGCAGACGUGCCAGCCCUCCACCCUCCUCCCUCCUCCCGGCUCGUCUCGGCUCCAAAACCAACGCACCCGCUGCGCGCCAAUGGGAAGGUGGGACGGCAGGUAGGCGUCCGCGAACUGCGCCUCGCGGAUCAGUCGGUGCUUCUGUUUAUUUCCCCCCCUCCCGCCUCGGAGAAUCAAGUGGACCGAGCAGAGCAUGAGCUCUCCUGGAAGUGAGACCCGAGGCUGAACUUCGCUCAGGGCUUUCCCAAGUGCCUUGAACGGUUUCUUUUGAGAGUUGACGAGCUGGGUCUUUUUGUCCCCCCCCCCCCCCCCCCCGACAUUCGGGAAACACCACCGAGAGCUGCUUCAAUGUUUUCUGAUUAAUUCAUUGGAGGUUCAUUAUCGGAAGAACCACGCAGUAGUGAUAUCAGGAGCGAGGACGUCUUCAUCUGGAUGCCAUGUUGAAGCUGCCACAUUGGCUCCUCCAUUAAGCUCGGCUCCUCCUGGGAUUAAAGACGCACCGAGACACAGCUGAUCCAAAGAGGUCAGACGCUCUCUGACCCACAUCCUCUGCAGGGGGACAUGGAGGUCCUGCGGAGGUCUUCUGUGUUUGCCGCGGAGGUCCUGGAUGUGUUCGACCGGUCGUUGAAUGAGAAGGAGCUAGUGUCCCAGUCCAAAGUCUUGUGCAGAGACUACAUCCUGUCCAGACUCAACCAGCACGGACUGGGAUGGUCCAAAUCUGAGCUCAACCUCUCUCCCGCAAGUGUGGCACUCACUGAGGUGUCCUUGGUGCUGCUCUGUCUUGGCGAUGAGCUGGAGUGCAUUCAGCCCUCUUUGUACAGGAACGUGGCGCGGCAGCUGAAUAUCUCUGUUGCCAUGGAGAACAUGGUUUCGGAUGCCUUCAUCGGUGUGGCAACAGAGAUCUUUGCAACAGGUAUAACCUGGGGUAAGGUGGUGUCCAUGUAUGCAGUAGCUGGAGCCCUGGCAGUGGACUGUGUCAGACAAGGACGUGCGACCAACGUUCACAUCUUAGUGGACAGUCUGGGACAGUUUGUCCGCAAGUUCCUGGUUCCCUGGCUGAAGAGACGUGGAGGAUGGACCGAGAUCACAAAAUGUGUGGUAAAGAAGGAUCUCACACCGGAGCAGCCUUGGCUGACCUCCGUCAUAGAGUCCCUGAAAUACUUCCUCACCACGAUGUACGUCUACAUCAUGAAGGAGCCUUGAGCAGCCCAGACAGAGCACAGGAGGAGCCGCUGCGAAACAACAAGAUCUCGGACUUGUCAAUAAAAACUUGGAGUGGAGAUGGUGACUGUGCUUGUUGAUGGGACUCUUUUGCCUGCAGGUACCAGUCUGUUGCUGAAGGGCCAUCAGUAAAUGUUUCAUCAGCGCCGCGUUUGAUUUAUCUCGGGGUGUGUAGGUGAUUACCCUUCAUCCAUAGGAGUGGUCACUGUGAUGUAUCAGAGCACGAGUGUGUCUCCCUCCACCUCCUCUGUAUAUUUUCACACUGCUUUCACCAGUGCAGUUAACCAGGAUCCUCCAGUUUUGUAGCUGUGAUGUGUGAUGGUGUUCAGAGUGCAUGUGACCUGUCGGAUGCCGUUCAUACUCCCGAGGUAACCAGUUGGAUGUUUUGAUGUAAUGUAUGUUUGUCUCGGGAUGUACACCUAGAAGAGUGAUGAAAGGGUGGGAGGGGUUUUGGAAAGCGAUGCUCAGCUGGCUGGGUCUGAGUUUUCUGGAGUCUGGAAAGGACUCGUAGACAUCAAAUGUUGAAGCAAAGGUGUUUCACUCAGAAGGGGAAUAUCAGCUGCUUACAUUUCAUGGGUUUAAUCUACACUUGUCAGUGUUUCUUUCCGAAUAUAACCACAAAUGUUUUGACCUAUUAAACUUUCUGCUGCAAUUUUAGACACGACUCUUCAAGAAAUGUCCGUUUCCAUCCAAAGAACAGAGGCAUGAUACAAACUGAAUGCACAUUUUUGGCAGGUAUUCUUUCCUUUUGUGUAAAGUUUAUUUAUGAUUUUAUAUUGAUUAUGCCCAAUGCAGUAUAAAGAGCCGAUGCCACAGCACUUUUGGAAGAUUGUCACUUUCACUGUUAAUUUAUUUGGUGUGUAUUAGAAUUAUUUUUAAAAAGCCACAAUAAAUUUAUAUCUUCAAAUAUGGA